AGAGCUGGUGGGAUCGCGCCAUGGCCUGGGCCCCUCUCCUCCUCGCGGUGCUCGCCCAUGGCUCAGGUUCCCUGGUCCAGGCAGCAGUGACUCAGCCGCCCUCGGUGUCAGCGAACCCGGGAGAAACCGUCAGGAUCACCUGCUCCGGGAGCAGCAGCUACUAUGCCUGGUACCAGCAGAAGGAACCUGGCAGUGCCCCUGUCACUGUCAUCUAUGCUAAUGACAAGAGACCCUCGGACAUCCCUUCGCGAUUCUCCGGAUCCAAGUCUGGCACCACGGGCACGUUAACCAUCAGUGGGGUCCAAGCCGAGGACGAGGCUGUCUAUUUCUGUGGUAGCUACGACAGCAGCAGUGAUGCUGGUCAGGGUCACGGAUCACCUGCUCCGGCUAGCAGCGGCAGCUAUGAUUAUGUUGGCUGGUACCAGCAGAAGGAACCUGGCAGUGCCCUUGUCACUGUCAUCUACGAUAACACCAAGAGACCCUCGGACAUCCCUGCGCGAUUCUCCGGGUCCAAGUCUGGCACCACGGGCACGUUAACCAUCAGUGGGGUCCAAGCCGAGGACGAGGCUGUCUAUUUCUGUGGUGGCAAUGAUGGCAGCGGUUCCCUGGUCCAGGCAGCGCUGACUCAGCCGCCCUCGGUGUCAGCGAACCCGGGAGAAACCGUCAGGAUCACCUGCUCCGGGGUUAGCAGCGGCAGCUAUGAUUAUGUUGGCUGGUACCAGCAGAAGGAACCUGGCAGUUCCCUUGUCACUGUCAUCUACGAUAACACCAAGAGACCCUCGGACAUCCCUGCGCGAUUCUCCGGGUCCAAGUCUGGCACCACGGGCACGUUAACCAUCAGUGGGGUCCAAGCCGAGGACGAGGCUGUCUAUUUCUGUGGUGGCAAUGAUGGCAGCGGUUCCCUGGUCCAGGCAGCACUGACUCAGCCGCCCUCGGUGUAG
Messenger RNA from Nipponia nippon (crested ibis), 941 nucleotides. The record is from RefSeq and is a predicted model, not a curated record. NCBI's taxonomy places the organism in Eukaryota, Metazoa, Chordata, Aves, Pelecaniformes, Threskiornithidae.